GUUAAAAGACGCACAGGAAAUAACAGCUGAACUUCUCUUUCUGUGCCAGUCAUUAAUACAAACAGAUAGUUGGUUCUUACAUAUUCAUACAUUUGAGGACAUCGGGUCCAUAAAGAUCCAUACAGAGCAAUAAAGAGCCCUGGCGAGCAUCCACCGACGACACCUGACAGGACAAGACGAGACAUCACUGAGAUACCAUCAUGUCAGGUGAAUAUGGAGAAAAUGUCACCACACCUGAUUAUGGACCCUAUGAUGGCAGUCCUUGCAGCAUCACCGAUCUGAAGGAUUUCAACCGGGUCUUUCUGCCCACUAUCUAUAGUUUGGUGUUCGUCCUCGGCAUCAUAGGCAACGGUUUAGUGGUUGCCGUCCUGGUGAAGCACCGCAACCGGACCAACUUUACAGACAUCUGCCUCUUCAACCUGGCCGUCUCCGACCUGGUCUUCAUCCUCACGUUGCCCUUCUACUUCCACUACUCCGUGGUCGGCCAGUGGCUUUUGGGAGACUUCAUGUGCCGCUUCGCCUCUGGCUGCCACUCCACCGGCUUCUUCGGCAGCGUCUUCUUCAUGGUCGCCAUGACGCUGGACCGCUACGUGGUCAUCAUGCACGCCCACAAGGUGGCCCACUAUCGCACCCUGAGGGCGGGCGUCGCGGUGAGCGCGUGUGUCUGGACGCUGAGCGCGUGCGUCUCUCUGCCCUCCGUUCUCUUCACCAGGGUGACGAAUGACUCUUACGGGGUGCACUGUUACUUCGAGCCGGAGAACGACGCCUGGAAGCUCUACAACAUCUACUCCACGAACACAUUGGGUCUCGCCAUUCCCUUGUUGGUGAUGAUAGUUUGCUACUCCAGGAUCAUCCCCAUCCUGCUGAACAUGAGGAGCGCAAAGAAGCACCGCGCCGUCAAGCUGAUCAUCUCCAUAGUGAUCGCCUUUUUCCUAUUCUGGGCCCCAUAUAACAUCUCCCUUCUCUUGGAGCAUCUGAUGGCCCCAAUAAGCGAUUGCGCCACGGACGCACGCUUAUUUAUGUCGAUAACAGUGACCGAGACCAUCGCUUACACUCACUGCUGCCUGAACCCCAUCAUUUACGCCUUCGUGGGUCAAAAGUUCAUGAGGCGAGCCUUGCAGCUGCUGAGAAAUUGGGUGCCCGGGGUUCUCCUUUGCUCCGCCAGAGUGUCUUCGGAUAGCUUUUCCAGGAAAAGCUCCACUAUGUCAAGGUCCUCCAAUACUACCUCCAAUUUCAUCAUGUAGGAGGCGGAGGCCAGAUUGUGUUACGUUUUUAUGGACGUGGCGUGCAGAGUUGGCAUGUUUUUUGAUCUGGGUAAUGUUGGUAUCAUUGGGGACCACAUUGUCAUCUUUCAUGCUGCAAGAUCUGUUUCGUCACUUCCAUUAUCGGCUUAUGACAGCGCAAGUCAUGAGCGCGGUCUAAUCUUACAAAGCUGCAUGCACGCAUACAUAUUGUCUUGAGACUUCGUUUACCCUGGAAUGUAUUGUGUCAUAAAAACAUGUCGGAUGUGUAGCGCCAUCAAGUGUGAUCUGAUGAGUAUCAGCAUGUCUUUAUGAUCUCAGUAACCUCCUUUUCUUGCUGACCGUUUGACUGUAAAUCUUGAGCCUUUUUGUUUGAAAACCACAAAGUUUGUUUUACGCGUGGCGGUUGUGUUUAAAACGUUCAUGCAUUAUUUGAUGCGCCUGGAAGAGGAACAUUCACGUCUGUAUGGAAUUAAACAAUAAAUUGUUUUCCUUGUGGAA
Cyclopterus lumpus (lumpfish) is the source of this 1742-nucleotide messenger RNA. It is a transcript of the gene ccr2, whose product is annotated as C-C chemokine receptor type 5. The coding region runs from base 201 to 1244 and encodes 347 amino acids. The transcript is spliced from 3 exons. Gene Ontology annotation, cellular component: membrane. Gene Ontology annotation, molecular function: chemokine receptor activity. NCBI's taxonomy places the organism in Eukaryota, Metazoa, Chordata, Actinopteri, Perciformes, Cyclopteridae. Gene Ontology annotation, biological process: chemotaxis; immune response; G protein-coupled receptor signaling pathway. The record is from RefSeq and is a predicted model, not a curated record.